Molecule: messenger RNA, 1411 nt
Organism: Diceros bicornis minor
Lineage: Eukaryota; Metazoa; Chordata; Mammalia; Perissodactyla; Rhinocerotidae
Gene: ACP6
Product: acid phosphatase 6, lysophosphatidic
Exons: 10
Coding region: 72-1358 (428 amino acids)
Biological process (GO): dephosphorylation
Molecular function (GO): phosphatase activity
Source: RefSeq, a predicted model, not a curated record
GUCGCUGAGCCCCGGCGCCGGCGGAGAGCUUGUGUUCGCCUCCUGCAGCCUCACCCCGAGGGGCUUCCACCAUGAUCACUGGUGUCUUCAGCGUGCGCACGUGGGCUCCGGUGGGCGUCCUGACCUCGCUGGCGUACUGCCUCCACCAGCGGCGGGUGGCCCUGGCCGAGCCGCAGCGGCGGAACCGCCAGCAUCCCGUCGACCGAAGCCUCCUGGAGUUGAAAAUGGUGCAGGUCGUGUUUCGGCAUGGGGCGCGGAGUCCUCUCAAGCCUCUCCCUCAGAAGGAGCAGGUAGAGUGGAACCCUCAGCUAUUAGAAGUCCCACCCCAAACUCAGUUUGAUUACACUGUCACCAGUCUUGCUGGUGGCCCGAAACCACAUUCUCCUUUCGACUCUGAAUACUGUAAGACCAUGCUGAAGGGGGGCAUGUUUGCUGGACAGCUGACUAAUGUGGGCAUGUGGCAGAUGUUUGCCCUGGGAGAGAGGCUGAGGAAGAAGUAUGUGGAGGACAUCCCUUUUCUUUCACCCACCUUCAACCCACAGGAGGUCUUUGUUCGUUCUACUAAUAUAUAUCGGAAUCUGGAGUCUACCCGGUGUUUGCUGGCUGGGCUUUUCCAACGUCAGAAAGAAGGACCCAUCAUCAUCCACACUGAUGAAGCAAGCUCUGAAGUCUUGUACCCCAACUACCAAAACUGCCAGAGCCUGCGGGAAAGGACCAGUGGCCGGAAGCAGUCUGCCUCUUUGCAGCCAGGAAUCUCAGAGGAUUUGAAAAAGGUGAAGGAGGGGAUGGGCAUUGCCAGUAGUGAUGGAGUGGACUUCCUCAUCCUCUUUGACAACAUGGCUGCUGAGCAGGUACACAGCCUCCCGAGCUGCCCCACGCUGAAGAGAUUUGCACGGAUGAUUGAACAGAGAGCUGUGGACUCAGCCUUGUACGUCCUGCAAAGGGAAGACAGGGAAAGUCUUCAGAUGGCAGUAGGCCCAUUCCUCCACGUCCUGGAGAACAACCUGCUGAAAGUCGUGGACCCUGCCACUCCAUCUGACAAGACCAGAAAGCUGUACCUCUAUGCGGCUCAUGAUGUGACCCUCAUGCCUCUCUUAAUGGUCCUGGGGAUUUUUGACCACAAAUGGCCCCCGUUUGCUGUAGAUCUGACCAUAGAACUCUACCAGCACCGGGAAUCCAAGGAGUGGUUUGUGCAGCUCUAUUACCAUGGGAAGGAGCAAGUGCCGAGAGGUUGCCCUGACCGGCUCUGUCCGCUGGACAAGUUCUUGAACACCGUGUCAGUUUACACCUUAAGCCCAGAAGAAUACCGCACACUCUGCUCUCAAGCACAGGAGUUGGAACUUGGAAAUGGAGAGUGACUGAUUUAUACAAGUAGGGUGUGUUGACUUUUAAAUAAAAUGCCUUUACACAA